Topomyia yanbarensis is the source of this 2722-nucleotide messenger RNA. RefSeq names its product pre-mRNA-splicing factor CWC22 homolog (gene ncm). The transcript has 3 exons. Lineage: Eukaryota; Metazoa; Arthropoda; Insecta; Diptera; Culicidae. Gene Ontology annotation, biological process: mRNA splicing, via spliceosome. Gene Ontology annotation, molecular function: protein binding; RNA binding. Bases 102 to 2576 code for a protein of 824 amino acids. The record is from RefSeq and is a predicted model, not a curated record. Gene Ontology annotation, cellular component: catalytic step 2 spliceosome.
UGUCAAAACAGUAAACUGAAUCGCGUCUGCAAUCGUAUUUAUUUCAACCUCACAUCACUAGUUGUUUAAAUUGUGUAUUUCCAUCAAAUCCAAUCGAUAGAAUGUCCGAUUCGGAGAAAUCUCGUUCGCAACGAGAUAAACGCGAGCACAGCGUCUCACCACGGCCCACACCCGGUAGCCCAACGCAGCAGGAAAAGCGUCGUAAGAAAGUAUCCCGCAGAGGACGCGAUUCUCGCUCUAGGUCCAGGUCGCGUUCUCGUUCGCGAAGUAAGGACAGACGAAACAAACGGGAAGAAUAUAGAUCCAGAAGAAGCCGAUCUCGAUCAAACGAUCGGGAUCGCAAACGUAAGGAACGUCGAACUUCGCGAGAUCGUAGAAGUUUAGAAUCGGGUGAACGUUCCCGUAGUACGAGUAAUGAAAAGGAUGAUACUACGGUACCGCCAAAACCCGAACGAAACGAUGAGACUAAAAAAGCACCCAUCCGACGGACGGUGGAUUUGCUCACGUCAAAAACAGGAGGAGCAUAUAUUCCACCGGCUAGAUUGCGAAUGAUGCAGGCGGAAAUUACGGAUAAAACAUCCGCAGCGUAUCAGAGAAUUUCAUGGGAAGCGCUGAAAAAGUCAAUUCAUGGAUACAUUAACAAGGUGAACGUGGAUAACAUUGGAAUCAUCACCAGGGAACUGCUGCGGGAAAAUAUAGUUCGGGGAAGAGGUCUUCUCUGUCGAUCGAUUAUUCAAGCGCAGGCAGCUUCCCCAACAUUUACUCACGUCUAUGCCGCACUGGUUGCAAUAAUCAAUUCAAAGUUCCCGAACAUUGGCGAGCUGCUACUGAAGCGAUUGGUCAUCCAGUUCAAGCGAGGCUUUCGGCGGAACGACAAAAGCAUUUGCUUGUCUUCCUCUCGUUUCGUAGCUCAUCUGGUGAACCAAAGGGUGGCACACGAAAUUCUUGCCCUAGAAAUUCUUACCCUUCUGGUGGAGAAUCCGACCGAUGAUUCGGUUGAGGUGGCAAUCGCAUUUCUCAAGGAAGUAGGCCAAAAGCUGACUGAAGUGUCGGGGAAGGGUAUCAAUGCAAUUUUUGAGAUGUUGAAAAAUAUCCUCCACGAAGGAAAAUUGGACAAGCGAGUGCAGUACAUGAUCGAGGUGGUGUUUCAGAUUCGCAAGGACGGGUUUAAGGAUCACACGGCGGUUAGUGAUGCACUGGAACUGGUAGAGGAAGAUGAUCAGUAUACACAUUUGAUUAUGUUGGACGAAGCUACUGACACGCAGGAUAUUUUAAAUGUUUUUAAGGUGGACAACGAGUAUGAAGAAAACGAGACAAAAUACAAGGCAAUCAGUAAGGAAAUUCUAGGAAGCGAUGCCAGUGGUGAUGACGGUGAGGAAGGAGCAUCGAGUGGUAGUGGCAGUGGGAGCGAUUCCGAAGGAGAUGACUCCGAGGGUGGUAGUGACGAGGAAGGCGAUGCGGCACAGAAACAGCUGAUUGUUGAUAAUACGGAAACCAAUUUGAUUGCGUUACGCAGAACAAUUUAUCUCACGAUUCACUCCAGCUUGGACUACGAGGAGUGUGCCCACAAACUGAUGAAAAUGGAACUUAAACCGGGGCAGGAGCAGGAAUUGUGUCACAUGUUUUUGGAUUGCUGUGCCGAACAGAGAACCUAUGAAAAGUUUUACGGGCUGCUGGCUCAACGGUUUUGCAUGAUCAACAAGAUUUAUAUCGAACCUUUUGAGGAGAUAUUUCAGGACACUUAUUCAACUACUCAUCGAUUGGACACGAACCGUCUCCGAAACGUGAGUAAAUUUUUCGCCCAUCUGUUCUUUACGGAUUCCAUUGGUUGGGAUAUUAUGCGUUGCAUUCGUAUGAACGAAGAAGAUACGACAAGUUCCAGCCGCAUAUUCAUUAAAAUUCUGUUUCAAGAACUAGCCGAAUACAUGGGUCUGGUGAAGUUGAACAAUCGUCUCAAGGACCCAACAUUGGCCGAACCCUUCUCGGGGCUAUUUCCGCGAGACAACCCGAAAAACACUCGUUUUGCCAUUAACUUUUUCACCUCAAUCGGUUUGGGUGGACUAACUGAUGAGCUUCGAGAGUUCCUCAAGCAUGCUCCCAAACAAAUCGCUCAACCGAUUGCUGCCCCGGUUGCCCAGAAAGACGCUGGCAGUUCAUCAUCUAGUUCUUCAUCGUCGUCGUCGUCAUCGUCUUCGGACUCUAGUUCCAGUUCUUCCGAAUCCGAAGACGAUCGGAGAAGAAAGAAGAACCAGAAGAAAUCGAAAACGCGAUCAGACGAGAGAAGGUAUUCGAAACAACCCGAGGAUCGGUCAUGGUCAAAUGGAAGAGGAAGAGGGAAGGAUGGUCGAACCGAAGGUCGUAGAAAUGAUGAUCGGUACCGAGAGACAGUACCUGAACGGCGAGAAUCUCGCAAGGAUUAUCGGCAGGAUGACUAUCGAAGACGGGACAGAGGAGAACGGGAAGAGUUUGAGCAACGUCGCGAUAGAGAGCGAGGUGAUCGUGAGUACGAAUCCAACCGCGGAAGAGGUGAUGACCGUUCGACCAGUCGUCGGAAUAGGAGCAAAGAAAGGCGGUAGAGGCCAACAAACAAUUUCAACAUUUAUUCUUAUUAGAAUAAGAAAUAAAAAUAUAUAUUGUUUAGAAUAUGUAACAAAAUUUGAACUUAUUGUUAGGAGAAAGAACGCGGGUUAAAGCAGGCAAUUAAAUAAACGUUUAUUUUUGU